CCACAAGCUUAUGACGUUGGUAAAUAACACCCGGAAUAUACCGGUUGAUUGGGAAAUUACUCAGAUCGCUCAGACUACGGUUCGUAGUAUUGAACAACACACCGUCGUGUGAUAUUAACUCAACGGGUGUUAUCAGCUGGAUGUUACGAGCGACGAACUGCUCGCGUUAGGGCCGAACGAUGCAAGUCCUCAGCAUUCUGUUUCGCAUCACGAAAGUUGUAAAGAUUCUCCGACAAAUUCCGUCUACGAGACAGCUUCGACCGCUUGCCAAGCAUGCAUUACAAACAGGUCUGCUGAUGGGUGCAGGUGACAUAGCAGCUCAACAGCUUGUGGAGGGUCAAACUUGGAACAAACACGAUGUCUGGAGGACUGUGCGCCUUACCAGCACUGGACUGUUCAUAAUUGGACCAAUAUUUCACGUCUGGUACGACGUAUUUCUGAGCAAACUCUUUUUACAAAGGACGAUGAAAGUAGCUUUAAAAAAGGUUUGCUUGGAUCAAGGACUUUUUGCACCAGCGUUUUUGGUUCUGUUCUACGGCUCUCUGGGUUUACUUGAGCGUAGCUCAAUGGAAAAGACAGUCGCAAGGCUAAAAGCAGAAUUCAUCCCGAACAUGGCGGUGAAUUACUCAGUCUGGCCGGCGAUACAGUUGAUAAACUUCUACUACAUUCGGCAGCCGAAGUAUAACAUUCUGUUUGUGAACGUCGCAUCAAUAUUUUGGAACAGUUUCCUCUCGUGGGCAGCUCACAGAAAUGUCCACGCGAAAUUUAGCCGCGAGACGAUACACGACUCCACGCACAUUGUGACUGAUCUAUUAACUGACGACACGGAUACGGAGUGCGAAUAAAUGACCAGAAUACCGCGAGGUCGUAUGCGAGGCACCUACCCCCUCACGGUACCGUAAGCAGGGACGUACGACAUGUACGACCCUGUUCUGCAAAUGUUUUGCAACAAGGCAGUGAAGUAAACCCACUCGAUCAUUGGAGUGACGCAUAUUCAUAUAUAUCAGUGUUUAGCACAAUUUUUUAUGUCUAUUUUUGUGGGCAGAGAGCAAGAAUACAUGGAAAGAUUCCGACUUCCCCCGGCCUCUAAAUUAUCGAGUUGGCUACGUCACUGCAUAUAGACCACGUUUUUGAUAGGUAAAUUGAAUAACUUCUACCACAUUGGUAGAUCAAAAUAGGCUCAAGUCAUGUGAAAGCCUAGUAUAUAUAACGACCUUUAACGUGGCCUUGUGAAUUACCAUUAUCACCAUUAUUUAUUAAUCGUUUUAUUACCUUUUGUAAAUGUGAAAUCCAUUUAUGAUGUUUCAAGCACAUAUCAUAAUAUUGUCAGGAAAGAGAAUACUGAUAUAUAGUCAUUCGAACACGUAU
Dendronephthya gigantea is the source of this 1368-nucleotide messenger RNA. RefSeq names its product protein Mpv17-like. The record is from RefSeq and is a predicted model, not a curated record. Gene Ontology annotation, cellular component: cytoplasm; membrane. Bases 180 to 845 code for a protein of 221 amino acids. The transcript has 2 exons. Lineage: Eukaryota; Metazoa; Cnidaria; Anthozoa; Malacalcyonacea; Nephtheidae.